Messenger RNA from Glarea lozoyensis ATCC 20868, 5529 nucleotides. RefSeq names its product P-loop containing nucleoside triphosphate hydrolase. The record is from RefSeq and is a predicted model, not a curated record. Lineage: Eukaryota; Fungi; Ascomycota; Leotiomycetes; Helotiales; Helotiaceae. Gene Ontology annotation, cellular component: cytoplasm. Gene Ontology annotation, molecular function: ATP binding; nucleic acid binding. The coding region runs from base 1 to 5529 and encodes 1842 amino acids. The transcript has 6 exons.
AUGGCUGUGGUGAUCGAAACAAGGGACCAGGAUCCCCUCCGCGGUACCGCGUCCGUUCUUAGCUGGUAUGAUAGCACCCGGCCGAUGUUCAUCGACCUCGUCGGCGACUAUGCAGGCAAAGAACUUUUUCUCGUUGAGGGCGAUUCCCUUCUCAGAGAGUGUUUCGAGGAUGAACGCAUCGAUUUUGACUCCGGAUUUCAAAUUCUUCAUUUUGUCUAUGUGGUGGAAAAAUUCUUAGAGAAUCUUAAGAAGCGCCAUUGCUCGUUUCAUAUUGCAUUCUUUGAAGAAAACGCCCGACUAUGUAUUCCGCCGGGAGUCAACACCACACAUCGAUCACGAUACCUACUAGCGAGAACUGUCAUCAAGCACCAUUUAUCUCUUCGUCUACCUGGAGCUUAUCCAGAUGUGGAGGUCAAUGUAUUUCCCGCCUUGAAGAGUAAGGAGUUUGCAGACUAUCUCCACGACACGCCUAUUCACUUUGUGAUGAUGCAUGAUGGCUCUUCUCGGUCCAAGAGGAUAACGGAAGCCGACUCCAAGGAGGAUGAAGAUCUCGUCAAGAUCUUACUCAGGGGCGCGAUUUGGUGGUGGAAUACACAUAGGCUGAAUGUGUCGCUCAUUAAUCGCAUCGAGUUCCGAGACUCCAAAGUUUUCACCAUGAUUGUUGAGAGUUUCACCGCUUCCAGCAAGCGCAAGCUUUUAAUGACCAGCAAUUUUACUAAGGAGAUUAAAGAGACGGGACAAAAAUUGCAGAACCUCCGCGAAGGUGAUGUGAAAGGAACGGAAGCCGACGAGACAGACUUGGAAGAUCUAUCGGGAUGUCCACCUGGUGUCACGACCUCCGAAUCUUACUUUCUCGCCGCCUUUGGGGUAUCUGAAUUACUCAACAACGAGGAUUGUGAUAUUCCAUUAGCUUCGGCAUUCAUAUUGCACAGCAUCACUCUGAAGCACACGGCUUUGUCUGAACGCCGUCUGCCGCUAAUUAAAUUUGAUGAUGCAUUCGAGAUCGUAAUUGACGAACUUCUGGCAAAAUUAUCAAAUGUCUUUCAGCACACGCUAGAAGAUCAAAGUUGGGCUCACUUUGUGAAGGAACGCCAGCUCGACAUUGAUACCAUUGAUAUCAUCGACGGGCGCGUCUUUCGUGCGGUCAUACAAGCGAUGCGAACAACGGAUAUUGAGUCAAAACUGUCUGCUGGCGCGACUAAAGACUGGAAGAUGAUGUCUCGCAUAGUCAUGCACCUGGCCGAGGAAGAGCUUUCCAUGAAGGGCAGCGCCAAAGUGAAAAGUGUGGACAUCGAGAAAGUAAAGCAGGAGGCUGACCCAGCUACCGAAAACUUAGCUGUCUUGCCCUUCUCUCACCCUGUAUUUGAUAAGCACCUAGAGUGUAUCCAUGUGGAAACCGACAAUUCGCUCCCCGCUAAGCUCGGCUCUAUGCGAUUGUUCAGAGAGACAACUCAUUGGCACAAUUACAAAAAGCCACUUAAUCCGAAGGCUCCAGUUGUUGUCAAGGUAUCAAAAUGGAGAAACCCUCUAAGAAUGAAUCAGUUCUACAUGAAAGAAAUGACUGCUUAUGCGGCCAGUUUAACAGGAGCCAAAGGGAAAGCAUUGGAACCCGAGACCAUCACUGUCGGUCCUAAGCAUCUCGUCAAGAUUGUGGAGAGCAAGCCUGCAAGUGGACCAGCAGCUAAGAAACUCGAGGCUGCCAACAAACAAGGAGAUAAGGGCAAGGCGGUUGCGAAAAAGGGCUCAAAGAACGCUGCGGCGGGGCUUUCGGCGAAAGAUAAGAUGAUCGCUGAUAAUGAAAAACGUCGCGACGUUCUCGAAGGUAACAAGGCAUUCAGUGCCUGGGCUAUGAAGAAAAAGGAAUUCGAUUUGAUUUCCAGCGAUCAAGAACGAUAUUUGAAAACCGAUGAAUAUCUCAAAGGCCUGGAUGCCACGAAAACAAACUACUUGGAGGGCGAACUUAACACUUACGCUCUUCAAUCUCUAUUAUCUUGGUGGUCUGAGGUCGCCAAGACGAAAAACAAAUCCGCAGGAUAUCACAUUGUAGCCUUGAUCUGGACCAGAAUUCGGACCAUCUGUGGCUUAACAUCCGCUGUGAGCAAGGACAUUGAAACAGAGGUCACAAAAGUCUGUAAACUUUUGGGCAUCGAAGAUGUGUUAACUCAAUUCUCCUCUUCGCCCACCGAUCGCAAACUCUCUUUCGCUUUCAAAUAUCCUACUUCAACGCAACACCUUCGAAUUGACAUGUCUCAGUCUGAAUUCCAGCUCAAUCAUUGCGGCCCAUAUAUGGACCGAAAUCUGGAUGCAAAACCUGACGCUCGAGUCUCAAGUUUCGUUCCUGAUGGAUGGCAACGAGACGUUCUAGAUCAACUCGACGCAAAUAAGAGUGUAUUCGUUGUAGCUCCAACAUCGGCCGGUAAAACUUUCAUCAGUUUUUACGCCAUGGAACAAGUCUUGCGAGCCGAUAAUGACGGAGUUUUGAUUUACGUUGCACCAACCAAAGCUCUUGUCAAUCAAAUUGCCGCAGAAGUUCAGGGUCGUUUCUCGAAAAAGUUCAACCUUACCGGGAAGGGUGUUUGGGCAAUUCAUACACGUGAUUACAGAAUUGGUAACUCUACAGGAUGUCAGAUUCUGGUUACGGUCCCACAUAUUCUCCAAAUCAUGCUUCUAUCUCCCUCGAAUUCGAAGUCGUGGGCGCCGAGAGUUCGACGAAUCAUUUUCGAUGAAAUACACUCCAUUGGACAGGCAGAGGAUGGUGUUGUUUGGGAACAAUUGCUGUUGCUCGCCCCAUGCCCAAUUAUCGCGCUUUCUGCCACUGUUGGCAACCCAGAGCAGUUUAAUGACUGGCUUAUCGAAACCCAGAAGGCUACUGGUACAGAGUUGAAGAUGAUCCAGCACGGUACGAGAUAUUCAGAUCUUCGAAAGUAUAUGUAUGAGCCACCAAAGUCUUUCAAGUUUGAAGGUUUUGGUGUUCCUAACCGUGCUGGUCUCGGCCUCGACGGCUUGACCGGCUUCGAGACCUUUCACCCCGUUGCAAGUCUGGUUGACAAAUCUAGAGGGAUGCCAGAUGAUCUUGCAUUGGAGCCACGUGAUUGUCUUUCCUUAUGGAAAGCAAUGGUGAAGUGUCAAACUGGUAACUUCAAGGUACCAAGCUCGCUGGACCCAGCUAAAGCACUCCCAAAGUGUAUCCGUAAACUGGACAUCUUUGCGUGGGAGAAGGAAUUAAAGAAGGUUCUCUUAAAGUGGAUGGCCGAUUCCAAAUCACCCUUUGAUCAGGUAGUUGCAGAAUUGAUGCCCAAGACCGGGGCUUUGGAGAAUAGCAACGAAGAAUCUUCACCGACAUCAUCCAUUGCUGAUAACAAUACUAUAAAUCCACUCGACCUGAAAGAUACGACAUUACCACUCCUUUAUCAACUACACAGCCGUCGGGCACUUCCUGCUAUAUUAUUUAAUUAUGAUCGCGGGCAGUGUGAAUCCAUUGCUUAUGCCAUUCUUGCCCAACUUCAGGAGGCAGAGUCCCGAUGGAAAGAAGGUUCGGAAUGGAAAAGGUGGAUGGAAGGCUACGAAGUGUACAAAGCAGAGAAAGACAAAAAGUCACGGAAGCCCGCUAAGCCCGCAAAGAAGACAAAGGAUACAGAUGAUGAGGGUGGAUCCAAAAUGGAUCGUAUGCGUGAGGAAGCUACAGAUGGUUCCUCCAAAUAUGAUCUAUUUGAUCCGGAAGCUCCUCAAGCGGAAUUUAGCUUUGCUGAUCCCAAGAAACUCCAAAAAUCAGAACUUGACGAUUUCAUCAAAGCUCUUCGGUGGAAAGAUAUUAAGGAAGAAUUAAUUGAACUACUCAAGCGAGGUGUAGGUAUCCAUCACUCCGGUAUGAACAGAAAGUACCGACAAUGUGUGGAGAUGCUGUUCCGAAAAGGCUUCUUACGAGUCGUAGUUGCUACUGGCACACUGAGCUUGGGUAUCAAUAUGCCUUGUGCUACUGUUGUAUUCAGUGGUGACUCUGUUUUUUUGACGGCUCUUAAUUUUAGACAAGCAGCUGGUCGUUCAGGUCGUCGUGGUUUUGAUCUGCUCGGAAAUGUUGUGUUCCAAGGAAUCUCCAGAGAAAGAGCAAGUCGCUUACUGAGCUCAAGAUUGCCCGAGCUAACCGGUCAUUUCCCAAUUACAACUACUCUAGUCCUCCGGCUUUUCACACUCUUGAAUGGCUCCAAGUCCGAGUAUGCGGAGAAGGCCGUGAACUCACUUUUGUCACAGCCACGACUAUAUCUCGGAGGCCAAAGCUUCAAAGAGCAGGUUUUACAUCAUCUUCGGUUUUCUAUCGAGUAUUUGCGUCGAAAUGAUCUACUUGGUCCGAAUGGAGAGCCUGUAAAUUUUACGAGUUGUGUUUCCCAUCUUUAUUUCACGGAGAAUUCCAGUUUUGCGUUCCAUGCUCUACUCAAAGGAAGGUUUUUCCAUGAACUUUGUGCGGAUAUUGAUACCAAGACUGAUAUGGUUCUACAAAAGAUGAUCUUGGUUCUCAGUCAUCUGUUUGGACGACGCGUGUGCAGAGAAAUUGAUGAUCCAGAAGAGGCGGAAGCCAUCAAACGAUCUCCUUCCAUUGUGUACUUGCCAUCCAUGCCCGAAGAAGCUACCCAAAUUUUACGCAAGCAUAAUAAGGAUACCCUCGAAAUCUUUUCAACAUAUGUCAAAACAUUCGCCGCACAGCAUGUCAAAGAGGAGCAAAAUUCGUUACCUCUUACCCACACACAUGUUGGUGGAAGUUCUGCGGCCCAGAAAACAAAUGGCGAAACUCUUUCAAAUGGAUCAGCAAAGGUUAAUGGUAAUACCAAGACCGAGACAAAUAAUGAUAGCUACCUGCCAAGUCUGCCGGCUCCGCAUGCGCGAUCCGCCUUUGUAGCGCUUUCUGGUCUUGGUGAUAAAUUUGACACCAUUGAAGAUCUAUGCUCUUCUACCCGAGAAGGAGUCUUCCUUGAAGCAGCUGUCAUUCCGCAUUUGGAGAUUCAUCCAGACGAAACUAGGACCCCUUUGAACGCAUAUCUGCUCGACUUUUACAUGCACGGUGCUCUUGAGCCACUUGAGCUUGCCAAUGGCAUCAGAAAAUCCGAUGUCUGGUUCGUCCUCAACGACUUCUCCAUGAUCCUCGCCACAAUCGUAACCUCCCUCGCCGUCUACCUCGGCCUAGGAACCGACGCCGACCCGGAAAUGCUCGACGUCAUGGGCAGCGGCGACACGAUCGAAAACGACGGCGACGAAAAACUCGCAGUCAACACGGAACCGCAAGAAUCGUCCGCACCCAUGAAGAUCGGCACGCCCAUCCAACCCCCUCCUGUGAUGAAGAAAGGCAAGAAAGUCGCGGAUGAUUGGGACGCGAGUGAGGAUACCAUGACUGCGGAGGAAGACUAUCUGAAGGAGAAGGGCAUGGAGAAUAGUGCUGUGACGGAUGAUGAGGAGUAUGAGCAGUUGAUGAAUGUGUAUAAGGCGUUUAGGAAGCUGAAGACGCAGUUUGAUGAGAAGUUUUAUGCUAUUUGGGCUUAG